Molecule: messenger RNA, 2616 nt
Organism: Peronospora matthiolae
Lineage: Eukaryota; Oomycota; Peronosporomycetes; Peronosporales; Peronosporaceae
Source: the annotation of a GenBank genome assembly
AUGAAGAUCGUGCACUUCUUUCCAGCAGUCGUGGCAAUGGCCAUGACCGCUGCAGCAGCAGCAGCAGACACCAACGUGUCACUAGUUGACAGCACCGACCAAGUGGGGACCGUGCACGCACUUCAGGAACAAGUUGCAGGCAGCAACUACCGUGCUCCGUUUUCCACCGAAGCGCCUUCCGACAUCUUCCAGCGCCGUGACACACUGACCGCCUUGGCCCCGAUCGUCAACGUGGCUUCCGACUUGCUGACGCGGCCAUUGCCCACGAACAAAUGGUGGGGAAACCUUAUUCACACCACGGCUCAGGACAUUGACACAGUGGCCACACCCGCGUGGGCGAACCCGUACGCACUCAAGCUGCCCAAGAAAGCUCCUUUCGGCCUCCAAGCUUGCUACUCGUACUCGUACCGCAACAUGGCGAACGAGGUCAAUGGCGUCGUCAAGUACUACCUGCACGCCUUUCACAACGACCUCACGCUAUCGGCGACUGAAUUCGCGUCGACCAAACCCGACUACGAGAUCUACGCCUUCAGUGACGAAGGCGUCAGUGUCCGCACUUGCGUCGCAUCAGGCAGCGACAGCUGCAUGGACUCGGCUCUCGUCAGUGGAAUGGCGUUCGUGUCGGCCACGUACUCCGGUCUCACUGCGAGCAUCCACUCGGAAUACACCAUGACCUUGAAGGACAGCUCGACGCCUGGCAAGUACAUCCUCCAGCUCCCGAACAAACAGACGUGGGUGGUCUACUCGAGCGACACGAGUGCCUCCUUCUCGAUUGAUAGCACUGGCUCGGCAUUGGUGGCGAGUGCAGCGUACACGGGUACACUUCGAGUAGCAGUUCUCCCCCAGGGCGGCGACCUCAGCGUGUACGAUGACUACGCGUCCUGCAUCGUUCGUGGCGGCAGCUUUGCCAUGCAGUCUCGCACGGCUUACUCGUUCGAGUGGGAAACCGAGGGCAAGGGAUGCGACAGCACGGGGCUUCUGCACUUUGCUCUGCCCCAUCAAGUGGAAGUCCUGAGCGACGCCAUCACUUCCCAGUCGACCGGAGCCAUUGUGCUGCACUCGGCAACGCGCGGUCAGAUGGUUGGUCAAGUGACCACGUCUUCGAGCUGGUCGUUGGCGGAGGACGAAGCGGCGGACGAGGUGGACUUCUACCCGGGCAACAAGCCUUCGCCUGACGUAAUUGCUCAGAUCAACCUCUUGUCCACGCUGCAGAGCGACAUCGACAGCGACUGGAGCUUCAAUACCGGUAGCUGGUACUUUAACGGCAAGGCGUAUCAGAAGUACGCGUCCCUCUGCUUGAUGGCGGCCGACAGCUCCGUCGUGGGCGAGGAUACGACGUUGUUGAGCACUUGUCUCGCCAAGCUGGAGAAAUUGCUCGCGCCGUUCUUGGACAAUACGCUCGGCUCGCCUCUUGUCUACGAGACGGCCUACAAGGGUAUUGUGACGAGCCAGGUCUUCACGGCCAACGACGUCAACGUCGAGUUCGGCAACGGGAUCUACAACGACCACCACUACCAUUACGGCUACUGGAUCACGGCGUCAGCAAUCCUGAAGAAGCUGGAUCCGUCGUGGUCAGGCAUGCCACAGCUCGAGACGAUGGUGUGGACCAUGCUGCGCGACGUGGCCAACCCGAGCGAAGACGACACGUACUUCCCGACGUUCCGACACUUUUCGUGGUUCCGGGGCCAUUCGUACUCGCACGGCGUGUCCCCGAUGGCCGAUGGCAAGGACGAGGAAAGCACGUCGGAGGACGUGAACUUCAGCUACGGCAUGAUGCUCUGGGGCAAGGUAACGCAGAACAAGGCCGUGGAAGACUUGGGGAGUCUCAUGCUGCGCUUGAACGCGCGGGCCGUGCGCACGUACUUCCUCAUGACGUCGGACAGCACGGUUCACCCGCCGCAGUUCGUGCCCAACCACGUCACGGGCAUCUUCUUCGAUAACAAGGCGGACUACGCGACAUGGUUCAGUGCGGAGAAGUACUGCAUCCACGGCAUCCAGAUGAUCCCCGUGUCGCCCAUCAAUGGUCUCGUCCGGACCAAGGCGUUCGUUCAGGAGGAAUGGGACGACAUUCUGUCAAAGGAGGCGAUUGUCACGAGCGGUGACACCUCCAACGCCUGGUUGUCCCUAUUGCUCGUGAACGAGGCAGUGAUCAACCAAGCCGACGCACUAGAAAAGCUCGCAACGGCUACCAUGGACGACGGUCUCUCUCAUUCUUGGGCUUUGUACAAUGCGGCCUCUCGCGGUGGACCAAGCUUGAGCGGCAGCACCACGGUAGUCACAGUGGCGCCAAGCACCUCGACCAUCGAGGCGUCUGGUUCCAGCUCAGCGGCCACAUCCGACACGCGUGAUGCAACGACCGCUACUCCGGUUAUCGACUCGGAGAAUCCGGAGGGCACUGCUGUUGUCACGGCCACUACGACGUCCACAGCUGCUGCAAUUGCUGCUCCUGAGACGGACACUCCUGAUGCAAGUUCGUUAUCAACCACUUCGCUUCCACCUGCGGCUACCACUUCGGUCGACACAUUGGCCACUCCCGCUGCAACUCCGACCGUCUCGUCAUGUAAGCGGAGUGUCAAGUCGAAGACUUCAACUCCAGCUGCCACUCCGUCCCCCUGA